Molecule: messenger RNA, 2119 nt
Organism: Acomys russatus (golden spiny mouse)
Lineage: Eukaryota; Metazoa; Chordata; Mammalia; Rodentia; Muridae
Gene: Klf10
Product: KLF transcription factor 10
Exons: 4
Coding region: 133-1572 (479 amino acids)
Biological process (GO): regulation of transcription by RNA polymerase II
Molecular function (GO): DNA-binding transcription factor activity, RNA polymerase II-specific; RNA polymerase II cis-regulatory region sequence-specific DNA binding
Source: RefSeq, a predicted model, not a curated record
CGGCUACCUGAAUGGGGAGGGGGCAGACAGCGCGGAGCGCGGUGGCGUCGACGUCUGGUGUCUUCGUGCGCCCGUCUGUGGCUAGGCAGCCAGCAACCAGGCGGCUCUCAACCUGCGGCCAGGCAGCCAACCAUGCUCAACUUCGGCGCUUCUCUCCAGCAAGCCUCGGAGGAAAAAAUGGAACUAAUUUCUGAAAAGCCAAAAGAGAACGUACAUCCCUGGCACAAAACCGAGCAGAGCGACUUCGAGGCUGUGGAAGCACUCAUGUCCAUGAGCUGUGACUGGAAGUCCCAUUUCAAGAGAUACCUCGAGAACAGGCCCGUCACACCAGUGUCCGAUACCUCAGAGGAAGAAGGCCUGCCCCCAGGCACGCCUGACCUUCAUACAAUUCCAGCUUUUUGUUUGACUCCACCUUACAGCCCCUCUGACUUCGAACCCUCCCAAGGGUCAAAUCUGACGGCACCAGCGCCAUCUACUGGCCACUUCAAGUCACUCUCCGAUGCGGCCAAGCAGCCAGGUCCUGCUACGCCUUUCAAAGAGGAAAAGAGUCCGGUAGCUGCCUCCCCGCUCCCUAAGGCUCAAGCAACAAGUGUCAUCCGUCACACGGCCGAUGCCCAGCUGUGGAACCACCAGUCCCGCCCUGUCGAGGCAGCCAGCGUCCUCAGCUAUCAGGACAAUUCCUUCCGGAGAAAAACCCACCUGAAUGCCGAGGCUCUGAAAAAGAACGUACCCUGUGCAGCCGUGUCACCAAACAGAUCCAAAUGUGACCCAAACGCGGCAGCACAUGGUGACGAGAAGGCUGGUGCUGCACUGUAUGACUUUGCCGUGCCUUCCUCAGAGACAGUCAUUUGUAGGUCUCAGCCAGCUCCAGUGUCCCCGCUGCAGAAGUCAGUACUGGUCUCUUCGCCCACAGUAGCCGCCCGGGGUGUGCCACCCAUGCCUGUCAUCUGUCAGAUGGUUCCCCUUCCUGCAAGCAACUCUCUUGUUACCACAGUUGUCCCCAGCACCCCACCCAGCCAGCCACCAGCUGUCUGCCCACCUGUGUUGUUCAUGGGCACCCAGGUGCCCAAGGGUACCGUCAUGUUCGUUGUGCCCCAGCCCGUUGUGCAGAGCCCCAAGCCAGCUGUGAUGAGCCCCAAUGGCACCAGACUGUCCCCCAUCGCCCCUGCACCUGGAUUCUCUCCUUCCACAGCAAGAGUCAGUCCCCAGACUGACUCAUCCAGGGUACGCAGCCACGUCUGCAGCCACCCAGGCUGUGGCAAGACUUACUUUAAAAGCUCCCAUCUGAAGGCCCACGUGAGAACACACACAGGGGAAAAGCCUUUCAGCUGCAGCUGGAAAGGCUGUGAAAGGAGGUUUGCUCGAUCCGAUGAACUGUCCAGACACCGGCGGACCCACACGGGGGAGAAGAAAUUUGCCUGUCCCAUGUGUGACCGGCGGUUCAUGAGAAGUGACCAUUUAACCAAGCACGCCCGGCGCCACCUAUCAGCCAAGAAGCUCCCAAAUUGGCAAAUGGAAGUGAGCAAGUUAAGUGACAUCGCUCUACCUCCAACGCCUGCUUCCACACAGUGACGGGCCAGAAGAUGAAGAGUCAGAACUCAUUUCGGUCAGAGUCAGGAGCCAGUGAUGGCGUCAGAAUGCUUCUGCGAGUCUGUUGCCCCCAGCAGGGGCUGCAGCAGAAACCCCUGGCCUGAGGGGAAGGCCCAGCCUGGGUUAGAUGAAGUUAGAAGUCCUUCAGCCACAGGCAGGUCAUAGAAGGGGCAGGUUUUGCUUCUUACCACAUAAAGAGAUGAGAAUGCUUCUGUUCCUUUGAAUAGCCUGGAAGGGUUCAGGCGAGGUGAGCACAGCGCAGGUUUUGAGUCACGUACACGGCGGGUACUUUGUUUUUGCUGUUUAUACUUGAGACCAGCUUUGCGGUGCGGUUUCAAGGACGUUGAGGCUGGAAGUUACGGUACAGAAAUGGCGCUAGAACAUGGGUUUGUGUCACACAGGACGUCAUCUUCUCCUAGGGCUAUCUUGUUUAUUAUUCCUAGUCUUUCAGUCAGCUCCGUGGGUGUAGUUAAGUAUAUCUGAAACUAUCAUUUCCCCACUAUUGUUGGUGUUUGAAGUUGAACAGCUG